AUGGAAGAGGUCAAAAACUCGAUAUCAACCAGUCCACCCAGUGAAGAUGGCCAUGACGGUAGGAUGUCACGCAUGGGUGAUGGCAAGAUUUCGGACCACGAAGGCCAGGCAUCCCCGUCUGCAGAUUUCCCGCCCACAGCGACUGUAGUGGACAGCACAGGGACGUCAUCAUCUCUGUCACCGGCCGAUACCGAGAGUGCCUCUUCAGGCAGUCCGCCACCUCAGUCAGAGACAGUGGACGCCGCUACAGGGCCGCCAAUGCCGGCCAUCAAUGAAGGAGAGGCUCUUUCGUCAUCUGCUUCGAAUAGCCCUCACGGAGGAACCAAGAAUGCUGCGAAUGGCAUAUCCGCGACGACCCCAUCACCACUCCAACCUCUGCAGUCCAACCCGGUAAUCCCGUCGACUCAAAGCUCAUCGGCAACACUGGCACCUGGUACGACGUCACAAGGACGCAAUAUACUCUCUAAUAGAUCAUCUGCCGCGGGAGCUGCCCGGCUUGGCGUGGGCGCCGGUCUGGGAAACCCAAAGGUCGGCCUCGGUGCUGGCGUUUUGCCCGCUGCGGAGGGUGCUGGCGUAAUGGCCGGGGCGGUUGCGGCGGGGAAAGCCGAGUCUGGGCCGGGCUUUCAGAAAAUGGACCACAAGACGACUUUCAAGCACUUUCUGGCAAGUCUCAGGAUAUUUUCAUACUCGACCCUGAGUGAUCGGUUCAUUCUGACCGUGUCUGUCAUUGCCGCCAUGUGCUCGGGGGCUGCUAUGCCUUGCAUGAAUAUAGUUUUUGGACGCGUGUUUGCCUCUUUCACGGGUUACUACCACCAGAAUGGCCGUACUCUGACCAACGAGGACUUUCGCAACUUGAUUCUGGAAUGCGUUCGCUACCUGGUCUAUCUCUUUGUCGCCCGCUUCAUCUUUUGCUACGUCGCCUACCUCGGCUUCCGCAUCGUAAGCCUCCGCAUAUCGGCCACGCUCCGCCUGCAAUACAUGCGCGCCGUGCUCUCGAUGCGCGUAUCCGCGCUCGACGCCCUGCCGCCGGGCCAGACCGCCGCCGUGGUCACCAUGCUGGCCUCGACGCUGCAGCAGGGCAUCUCGGAGCGCGCCGCCGUCGCGGUGCAGGCCGCGUCGCUGGUGGUGGCCGCGCUGGCCGUCGCCUUCUCCCACAACUGGGAGCUGUCGCUCGUCACCUGCUCGGGCGUGGUGCUGAUCGCCGCCGUCUACGCCGCCACGACGCCGCUGCUCGUCCGCGCCGUCAACGCCGUGCAGGCCUGCGAGGUGCGCGCCAGCGCCGCGGCGGCCGAGGCGUUUGCGGCCGUCCGCAUGGUGGCGGCGUGCGGCGCCGAGCACAAGAUGGCGCGCCGGUACGACGGCUGGGUCGACCGCGGCGCCGCCGAGGGCAUGCGGCUGAGGCCCGUCUUGGCCCUGCAGCAAGCGCCGGUGUUUUUUGCCAUCUAUGCCACCUUUGCGCUGUGCUUUUGGUACGCGCUCAAGAUGUACAUGGAGGGGCGCAUCAACACCCCGGAGAGCAUGAUUGUCGUCCUCCUCUGCGUCAUGAUGCUCACCGGCUCCGUCUCGACCCUCACGACCCCCAUCGCCGCCGCCGCCCGCUCCGCCAACGCAGCCGCCGUCUUUUACCGCGUCAUCGAUGCCCCCCGCCCCAAGACGGGCGGCCUCUCUGGACCAGAAGCAGCCCCGCUGGCGUCCGGCGACCUCGUCCUCACAAACGUCAACUUUGCCUACCCAACGCGGCCGCUGACGAGAGUGCUCGCGAACUUGAGCGUGCGCUUCCCUGCCGGCAAGACGACGGCCAUCGUGGGCCCGUCCGGGUCCGGCAAGAGCACGGUCGUGGCGCUGCUGGAGCGCUGGUACGAGAUGGACGGCGAUCCGGUGGGCAAUAUCGGUGUGCUCUGGCUGAGGAACGGGAUCGUGGCGGCGGGAGGGAAGCCUCUCAAGGAGAUUGAUCUGUAUUGGUGGAGGAGUCAGAUCGGGCUGGUUCAGCAGGAGCCUUUUCUGUUUAACGAUUCCAUCUUCCAGAACGUUGCGUACGGGCUGGUUGGGACGGAGUGGGAGGGCGUCGGCGACGAGGAAAAGACCAAGCUCGUCGAAGAGGCGUGCAGGGAGGCCUUUGCAGAGGAGUUUAUCACUCGACUGCCCGAGGGCUACAACACCCCCGUCGGCGACGCGGGCAUCAAGCUGAGCGGCGGCCAGCGCCAGCGCCUGGCCAUCGCGCGCGCCAUCGUGCGGCGGCCCCGGAUCCUGAUCCUCGACGAGGCCACCAGCGCCAUCGACCCGGCGGGCGAGCGCGUGGUGCAGGCGGCGCUCGAGAACGCGGCGCGCGGCCGCACCACCAUCGCCAUCGCGCACCGGCUGUCGACCAUCCGCCGGGCCGACAACAUCGUCGUCGUGCGCGCCGGCGUCGCCGUCGAGCAGGGCACGCACGAGCAGCUCAUGGCCCGGGGCGACGGCGGCGUCUACUUUGGGCUCGCGACGGCGCAGCAGUUGGGGGGUGGGGCUGCCGGCGGUGGCGAUGGGUCGGUCGGUGGUGGCGUCGAGUUGGCUGACGAGUCUCCCGAGGCGGGUGGGCAGGAAAGCGCUGAUCUGCGGUUGGGAGAGGAGAAGAAGGAGGUUGGCGAGCGUGUUGCUGAGACUUUGGGGCACUCGGGCAACCCAGGACUGCUAAGAAAGGUAAAGAAGACGACCGGGGCGGAGCCAAAGAAAAAAAGAGGGCUGCUUGGGAGCUUUGGAAUGCUGUUACGGGAGCAGAUGGGUCAUUGGCCAUGGUACCUCGUCAUGGCGCUUGGGGCCUUGGGAGGAGGAGCGAGCCCUGCACUCCAAGCCUGGCUCUUUGCGAACCUGGUCACCCUCUUUCAGCUCUGGGGUGAUUUUGCCAAACUACGAGCCGCAGCGAAUUUCUGGUGCCUCAUGUUUGUCAUGCUGGCAACCGGCGUGGGCAUCAGCUACUUUGCCCUGGCAUGGUCGGCAACCAGGCUGUCCUUUUACAUCAUCCCCCACUACCGCAAAGAGUACAUGCGCAACAUGCUCCUCAAGCCAAUCUCCUUCUUUGACGACGACGCCAACUCGACCGGCGCGCUCGCCGCCCGCCUGGCCACGGACCCGGCCCAGCUCCAGCAGCUGCUGGGCAUGAACAUGGGCUUCGUCGCGGUCUCCGUCCUCUCCGUCGUCGGCUGCCUGGCCAUCUCCUUCUACUUUGGCUGGAAGCUGACGGCGGUCACGGUGGUCACCACCCUGCCCCUGAUCCUCGGCGCGGCCUUUUUUCGCGUGCGCUACGAGAAGCGCCUCGAGGCGAUGGGCGCGGCCGUGUUUGCCGAGAGCGCCAAGUUUGCCACGGAGGGCGUCGGCGCCUUCCGGACCGUCUCGUCGUUGACGCUGGAAAGCGCCAUCUGUCAGAGGUACAGGCUGCUGCUGGAGAAGCACGUCAGGGAGGCGCUGCCGAGGAGUGCGGCUUCGACCGUGUUGUUUGCGCUGAGCGAUAGCAUCGCGCUGCUGUGCAUGGCUUUUGUGCUGUGGUAUGGCGGCAAGUUGAUGGCGGACCACGAGUAUCUGCCAUUUCAGUAUGUUGUGGUAUACAUUGCUGUUUUGCAGGGUGGAAUGGGUGCUGGGCAAUGGCUCAGUUAUGCACCGAACAUCGCUCAAGCGACAGUAGCAGCAAAUCGAAUCGUCGACUUGAGAAGCACCAAAGACGACGACAGUCAGCUUUCGUCACUCGUCAGGGGCGAUUUGGGUCAAGGAGACAAGGGUGUCAAGCUCGAGUUCAACAACGUUUGGUUCCGGUAUCCGACAAGAGAUGCUCCGGUGCUGAAUGGUCUGGACCUCACAGUUGAAAAAGGCCAGUUUGCCGCUGUGGUCGGGCCUUCCGGGUCGGGGAAAACAACGGUCAUUUCGCUGCUGGAAAGGUUCUACAACGCAACCACAGGAAGCAUAUCGUACAACGGCGUGGAAAUAUCUCAUCUCUGCCUGCGAGACUACCGUAGAGAGAUAUCCCUCGUAGCCCAGGAGGCAUGCAUAUUCGACGGCUCCAUCAGAGAAAACAUCCUGCUGGGCGUGGAAGAAGACCAGAUGCCGGCCAAGAAGCUGGAAGAGGCCCUCAUCCAGGCGUGCUGCGACGCUGAGAUCCACGACUUUAUCACCUCGCUUCCGGAAGGCUACGAGUCCGUGGUGGGCACGAAGGGCGUGGCCCUUUCCGGUGGGCAGAGGCAGAGGCUGGCCAUCGCCAGGGCGCUGGUCAGGAAUCCGAGGCUGUUGCUGCUGGACGAGGCGACCUCCAGCUUGGACUCAGAGACGGAAAAGGCUGUCCAGGCGGUCUUUGAGAAGACCAAAGGGUCGAGGACGAUGAUUGUGGUGGCCCAUCGUCUGGCCACUGUGCAAAACGCCGAUGUCAUCUUUGUGCUUGGCGAGGGCAAAGUGGUCGAAAAGGGCAACCACGCAUCUCUUCUCAAGAAAAAGGGAGUUUACUACCAGAUGGUAGCGAUCCAAUGA
Pyricularia oryzae 70-15 is the source of this 4488-nucleotide messenger RNA. RefSeq names its product spermidine/putrescine import ATP-binding protein potA. Gene Ontology annotation, cellular component: membrane. The transcript has 16 exons. Gene Ontology annotation, biological process: transmembrane transport. The record is from RefSeq and is a predicted model, not a curated record. NCBI's taxonomy places the organism in Eukaryota, Fungi, Ascomycota, Sordariomycetes, Magnaporthales, Pyriculariaceae. Bases 1 to 4488 code for a protein of 1495 amino acids. Gene Ontology annotation, molecular function: ATP hydrolysis activity; ABC-type transporter activity; ATP binding.